This is a messenger RNA of Medioppia subpectinata, 3289 nucleotides long. The record is from the annotation of a GenBank genome assembly. Lineage: Eukaryota; Metazoa; Arthropoda; Arachnida; Sarcoptiformes; Oppiidae.
UUGACUCCACAUUGAAAUCAAUUGUCUAUUCGUUUCAUUCAAUCACUAAAUCAUUGGCCGAUAUCUCAAGACAUACACCAAAUGGUUGUCCCAAACAUCAUAUGAUCACUGCUUUCGCGUUGCAAACAAACCAUCGAUUGUAGUGUUGUUUCAAGCGAUACACCAAACGGUGACCACAUCUUCGGGCAGUGUCUGUGUCUCGUGUGUUGUCUGCGCUGACCAUCGGUGGUAAGCCAUAGGCCAUGGAUGUGACCACUUGUAUAGAGCUGGCCAUAGAGGGCGAGCGGCUGUCAAAGUUGGGUGACUUCAACGGUUCGGUGGCCUUCUUCGAGGCCGCCGUCAAGUGCGGGACCAAUGAUCUGAAGACACUGUCGGCCAUCUAUUCCCAGUUGGGAAACGCGUACUUCUAUUUAGCCAAUUAUCAUAAGGCCAUGGAUUACCACAAACUCGACCUCACAGUUGCCAAAUCCAUUAACGACCGCAUCGGCGAAGCGAAGGCCUCCGGAAACUUAGGAAACACAUUGAAAAUGAUGGGACGCUUCGACGACGCCAUCAUUUUCUGCAAAAGACAUCUCGAGAUCAGCCGUGAAUUGUCUGAUAAAGUAGGCGAGGGUCGAGCGCUGUAUAACUUGGGUAACGUGUAUCACACGAAAGGCAAGAAUAUGGCCAGAGCUGGGAAUGAAGACCCGGGAGAGUUUCCCGACGAAGUGAAGCACUGCUUAGAACAGGCGGUCGACUAUUAUAAACAAAAUCUGGAUCUAAUGACACAAAUGGGCGAUAAGUCAGCGCAGGGCCGGGCGUGCGGUAAUCUCGGUAACACUCACUACUUGUUGGGAAACUUUACGCAAGCGGUCGCCUAUCACGAAGAGAGACUGAAAAUUGCCAAAGAGUUUGGGGACAAAGCGGCCGAACGGAGAGCGCAAUGCAAUUUGGGAAACGCUCACAUAUUUUUGGGUCAGUUUGAGAUAGCCGUCGAUAACUAUAAACAAACGUUAGACUUGGCGGAGCAGCUAAAGGACCGGGUGGUUGAAGCGCAGGCCUGUUAUAGUUUGGGCAACACAUACACUCUUCUGCGCGACUAUCCGUCGGCCAUUGAGUACCACAUAAGGCACCUGAAGAUUGCUCAGGAGUUACGGGACCGGAUAGGGGAGGGCCGCGCCUAUUGGAGUUUAGGCAACGCCAUGACAGCGGUGGGCGACCAUCAGGAGGCCCUCAGUUAUGCACAAAAGCAUUUGGAGAUUAGCCGAGAGAUCGGCGACAUUACGGGUCAAACGACCGCUCAAAUGAGUAUUUCUGACUUAAGAAAGCUCUUGGAAAAGGAUAUUAACAAAAGUCCCACUGAGGGCUCCGACAGCUACGGACGCCCCAAACGACUGUCGAUGGAUCGGAUGGAAGUGAUGUCAAUGACGCCACAGCAGCGCAAACACUCGCUCAACACUGUGGACGAGAUGGUGGCCACGGGUAGCGGCGGUGAUAAUAGUGGCGGCGAGUCGACCGUCGAGCCAAUGGUCUCGUCGUCGAGCACUGACUUUAUCAGCAAAAGUCACGAAGACUUCUUGGAUUUGGUGUCUAAGUUUCAGAGCAAACGUAUGGACGACCAGAGGUGUCCACUCAAUGGCGCCGAGAAUAAGGAGAACCGUAAACCGCAUCCCAUAUGCGGCCAACCCGUGGCCAACAGUCAGUUGAACCGGCAGUUCGCCAAUACUAUCCCCAUUCGCGAGGCCAACAACCCGUUGCCUAACCCUAACCCUAACGUCGGACGCACUGGUAAUGCAAAUCCCAAUAAUAACCGCAAUAAUAGCAACGCGUCGUCGCAUCCGAUGAACAACAAUCACAUCGGAAGUGUUGGCCAAUCAUCGCAGGACUCGCAGUCGUCGUCGAGUGGCGACCAUUUCCACGACCUGAUCGAUAUGAUCGCCGGUAUGCAAGAGCGCCGAAUGGACGACCAGAGGGCAGCGCUGCCGCCCGUCCGCCGCAACAGUGCCACCAAUGGACCCGAAAGUCUUCCACAACAACGAAACCACAAUUACGUUCAGAGCGCCCGACAGGCGAACAAUGACGAGGACGACGUUCACGAGUUGCCGCCCCGACUGCGGGCCAACAAUCCGCAGAACCCGCGCCGCACCGGACCUAACAGACAGUACUCGUUGGGCGCUAACGUUCUGCCCGACGACGACUUCUUCGAGAUGUUGAUGCGCUCGCAGGCCAGUCGUCUCGAAGACCAGCGGACACUAAUGCCCAGCACUUCCACCGACGACGGCACCGACGGUGAAGCCCUCACGAGACCAUCGACUCUCGAGCGGCCACAAAGUGUUGUCUCCACUCAAAGCAAUUCUCCGCAACAGAGUGUGGCGCCAACGGUUCCCGAUGAGGACUUCUUUAGUCUAAUCCUGCGUUUCCAAGCGGGACGUAUCGAAGACCAGCGCUCGUCACUGCCGGACAAACAGUGUCUGUCCGAUGACGAGCCCAUGAAAUACUCGUCGACCAGUAGUCGCAAGUCGUCGACCACAUCAACCAAAUCCAGUUCUAACGCCCCGUCGGCGCGAAAGUCGUCCAAAACUCAAGUGUAGAAAAAGUGGCGACAAAAAAAUACAAAUGUUGUUUGAAAUCAAAGGUUUGAAUAUAAAAAAUAUACCCAAAAAAUAGUGUUUAUAAAUAUGUGAAAAAUAUAAGACAAGUCUUUCCACACAAACAAAAACCUACAAAAAAAUGAAUUGUGAAAAAUAAUUAUCAUUUGAUAAGUUUAACGAUAAGUUUAUCAUAAUAUUGUCUCACAAACUAACAAAAACAGAGCCUCGGAUUCUGUGCUACGGAUCAGUAUUACUGUUAAAUUAAUUAUGUAUUAAACAAUUAGUGAUUGUAUUCUUAUUUUUACCCACUUUUGCUGUCAAAACAGUGAUUAUCUCCAAAGUCUAUGACUCUAUCCAUUAAUUGCUUCACUCUAUAUAUCUAUACCCCAGACAUCUGUUUUGUCCAUUUCUUUGGAUCUAUUGAUUGACUAUUUAGUUAAUUACAUAAAACAAAAGGCAACUAGUUUUCAAUUUGAUUGGUAUGUUUUUUUAGUGAACAGUUACGGUAAAGUAGUGCCAAAUAUAUACAGUAUUUGGGAUUUGAGUUUAUGUGCAUUUUUAGCUCAAAAUACAUAUUAAAUCGUGAAAAAUGUUUUUAAGAUUCAGAAAUAUAUUUAUUUUGCUUUUUUUAUUUUGACACUCAUUUCGCCGAUCAUUCGCAUUGUAUUUAAUGCUAUUAUUAUAUAUAUUUUAUAUAUAAAAGUAUUAAUAUUUUAAUU